CCCGCUCAGCCCGACUCAGCUCGACUCGGCACGGCACGGCACGGCACAGCCGCGUUUGUAGUGGAAAAGCGGCAAUAUUAUGUUAUGUUUGUACAGUGUAUGUGUUAUUCUGCAUACACACUGCCCUUAUUUACAGAGCACACAGGAGCAGGCAUGCUUCAACACAGCGUCUAGCAGUGUAAACACCCUGAACCCCGAACUAGUCCACAGCUGUAUUUACCUUUUGUGAAACGAUGUGAGACUGACGAAGUUUCUCCUCGUCGUUCAGAGCAGCCACACGCGUCUUUAUCUCUUUCCUGAGCGUCUGUUUAGCUGCUCUCAGGGCCGCCAUAGCGCUCAGCUGGCUCGUAAGAACCCGUAAAGUUGAGUGCACUAUUAGUACUUCACUAAGAGAUUAGGAGUAUCAAAGUUUGAAUAUGUUACAUCGUUAAUCAUUAAUGGAUGUGCACUUUCUGUGUCAACAGAUCAGCGACUACGUCAAACUGUACGUCGCUCAUAAGGACUACAUUUACCAGCGGACGCAGCUGAAUGAGGUCACUUCCGGUUUUUAGGACUCGACGAAAUGGAAUAGUUUUAAAGAAAAAAAACCAAGGAGUGCCAUGGCUCAGGAGACAAAUCAGACCCAGGUGCCCCUACUGUGCUCCACUGGUUGUGGUUUCUAUGGAAACGCACGCACCAAUGGCAUGUGUUCCAUCUGCUACAAAGAUUUCCUGCAGAGGCAAAACGCCAACGGCAGGGUCACGGAGACAGUGUCAGUGCCUGCCGUGUCGAACUUGAGCAGUUUAGACGAAUCUCUGUCUGCAUCAUCCUCCACGGUUACUCCCACAGGAGUCGCACAAGAGGAGGAAGCUUCAGGAGCUUCAGUCCAAGUAGAGCCAAAAACACAAGAAGUAACAGGAUCAGACGAAUCCACACAGCCAGCCACCCCCGAGCCAGACAAAUCCAAACCCAAAAAGAACCGCUGCUUCACCUGCCGCAAGAAAUUGGGCUUGACGGGUUUUGACUGCCGCUGUGGAAAUAUGUUCUGUGGUAUUCACCGAUACUCUGACGUCCAUAAUUGCACCUUUGACUAUAAAACUGACGGUGCUGAGAAAAUCAGGAAAGAAAACCCAGUCGUUGUUGGUGAAAAAAUUACAAAGAUCUGAGUCGGAGCUCCUGGACAAAACCUUGGGGUUUUUUCCCCCCCCCGAUUUUUCUUCUCCUCUGUCCCACAUUGCACAGUGGACCUCUGAACAAUACCAGCACAUACCCUUGAAUCAUACACACCACACCUGGGUGCAUUUUUGUUUUUUGUUUUUUAACGUGUUUUUGCUUUGAAUUUAUCACUAUUGUUGUGUGAAAAUGUUACAGAAAUCUAGAUUUAUACAAUUGUAUUAUAUUUUAAUUUCAAUGACUAACAGGGCUAUGGUGAGACUACUUGAGGGGCGGGUCUUUUCUCAAGUCUAUAAACAAAGAUUGCAUGUUAAACAAGCAAAGAUAUUUUUCUUUAGAUAAAGAUUAUAAACAUGAGCAGCAGAUUUUAGUUUCACGUUAAUGGCUUAAAGCAUGUGAGGAACGUUUUAUCAGCUGGCUUUGCCCUCUAAAUUUUGUUAAAUGACUAAGAGUUUAUAAUCAAGAAUAUAGAAAGUGGUGUGAAUGCGUAAGCAUGUGUAUAUGUAUGCGGAGUUGCUUUUGCAGAUAUCGAGUUAGAAACUGUAGCAUAUCUGUCAUGCACAAUUUGUCAGUUCCUUGAUGGUAAACGAACGCCUCAGGACCACAACUGAUCAGAUACUGUUGCGUGUGGUGGAUCAUUCUUAGCACAGUACUGACACGGGCAUGGUGGCGGGUUAAAAUCAUACUGGUAUGAUUUGGAUCAGAUCAGGUCAGCUCCAGUGAUGGGGUUUUGAAUGCUGUGUACACUGAACUUGUCGUUCCAUCUUACAGAGAGACUGAAGCUGAUCCGUUUAUCACGGUCAGUUUACGAUCACACUUCCACUGUUGGCUGGUUCUCGAUCCAGCAGGAAUAUCGAACAAUGUUGUAUCGAACACAUUGUAUCAUAAGACACGUGCUAUAGGAAACGCACAGAUCUGAUCGGCGGUGGUCCUGCGGUGGUCCGUAUCCUCUAAUGGCCUGGGGGGAUGCAUGUAUGCGCAAACUGUGUAGUUACAGAUUGUGUACAGUCUGAUCUAUAUGGAAGAUAAAAUGGCAACUCAUUGUGUGAGUGUGUGUGAGUUUGAUAUGGAGCUAGAGAUGUUAAUUCAUCUGUAUUUGCAUCAUUAUUAUUAGUAACUUUUUUUCAGAAAGACUAUAGCAUUUAUUAUUCAAAAUUAUUGUGAUUUAUGCGUGUUAUUUUAUUUUCACUUUUGUCAGCUUUGAUCUGAAUAAAGGCAAAAAAAACCCAAACACCUU
Molecule: messenger RNA, 2389 nt
Organism: Neoarius graeffei (lesser salmon catfish)
Lineage: Eukaryota; Metazoa; Chordata; Actinopteri; Siluriformes; Ariidae
Gene: zfand6
Product: zinc finger, AN1-type domain 6
Exons: 5
Coding region: 600-1145 (181 amino acids)
Molecular function (GO): DNA binding; zinc ion binding
Source: RefSeq, a predicted model, not a curated record